AUGUGUUGUGGCAUAGGUGGGACAGGAGCAGCCUGUGAUACAACCAGAGCUGGAGGCGAAGGCGGACUUGGCGGUGAAGGGGGAACCGGUGGAGACGGUGGAGGAGAAGAAGGAGCCGGUGGAGACGUGGAAACCGUAGGAGGAGAUGGUGAAGCCGGUAGUGACGGAGGAGAUGUUGAAGCCGGCGGUGACGGAGGCACCGGGGGAGGCGAUGGUGACAACGGCGGUGUAGGAGACGCUGGUGGAGGAGACGGUGAAUCCAUUAGGAACGUAGGAGAUAGUGGCGGAGUAUGA
Molecule: messenger RNA, 294 nt
Organism: Capsella rubella
Lineage: Eukaryota; Viridiplantae; Streptophyta; Magnoliopsida; Brassicales; Brassicaceae
Product: PE-PGRS family protein PE_PGRS26-like
Exons: 1
Coding region: 1-294 (97 amino acids)
Source: RefSeq, a predicted model, not a curated record